Molecule: messenger RNA, 1094 nt
Organism: Andrographis paniculata
Lineage: Eukaryota; Viridiplantae; Streptophyta; Magnoliopsida; Lamiales; Acanthaceae
Product: sec-independent protein translocase protein TATB, chloroplastic-like
Exons: 6
Coding region: 94-933 (279 amino acids)
Biological process (GO): protein transport by the Tat complex
Cellular component (GO): membrane
Source: RefSeq, a predicted model, not a curated record
UUGAAUUGAGUCUAAAUGUAACCCUCGCCAUUUUCAUGUCGCAUCAAACCUUCAACUCGAGCGCGGUGGUUUAACUCUCACACGAGCUGCUCAAUGGCUGCAGCAUCCACGCCGGCAUCGUCGCUGCUGCAUUCUUCUUGUUCUUCGUCAUCCGCCGGUAGGAGAAUCUCUUCGCCCUGUUCUUUCUCGAGCUCCGCAGUUGUAAUACCUAGGAAUGCUAUUUUUGGAAAAAUUGGAUGCGCUCCCCAGCUAGGGCUCAUUCCUUUUGCUCAGUGGAGCGGGCUGAAGUCGUCUGGCAUCUCAAUUUCGCGAUUUUCAGUGAAGCUGGAAAGGAAAGGAAAAAGGAAAAGUAGAGGAAUAUAUGCAUCUUUGUUUGGUGUUGGGGCACCUGAGGUUUUAGUCAUUGGUGUGGUUGCUUUGUUAGUGUUUGGACCUAAAGGUCUUGCAGAGGUUGCUCGUAACAUGGGCAAAACCAUUCGUGCAUUCCAACCUACAAUAAAGGAACUUCAGGAAGUCUCCAGAGAGUUCAAAAGCACCCUCGAGCGAGAAAUUGGUCUGGACGAUCCACUGCCCAGUAAUAAUGGCUCCAACACUACUCAAGCUGCAUCAGAUGGUUCAGAGGCGAAUGCAAAGCCUGAAACUGUAGAUCCCGUAGCACAGGAGAGGGCAGAUUGGCUCAGAGGAGCCCUCGACCAACUGCAGAAAGAGCAGGAAGAGGAGAAACAGCAGGAGGAGAUCGAAAAAGCUCAAAGCGAAGCUGAUUUGCGAACAACUUCCGAAGAUGGUCCCCAAGCUUCAGACAUGGCCGACGAAGAAGCUUCUUCAUCUUCGGUCUCUCCUCCCUCCGAGAAUCCCAACAAGAAGUCCCUUCAAGAAGCUGGUUCAGUCCCCCAAACGGAUACCACAGCCCCAAAGCUUGAAGCCGAAAUCUGAAAGAAUAAAGAAUCUUGUAGCAUUGUGAGUUUCUGCUUUUUAAAUUUGAGGUAAUUCUUUUACAUUAUAUGUAGCAUCUUGAUCUUGUGCAUGCAGUAAUUGGUUUGAUAUGAUUCUCCCAAUUUUGACUCCAUUUUAUGGUAUCCUCUAAUAUCUCUCUU